Messenger RNA from Polyodon spathula (Mississippi paddlefish), 867 nucleotides. RefSeq names its product chemokine XC receptor 1-like. Gene Ontology annotation, biological process: phospholipase C-activating G protein-coupled receptor signaling pathway; positive regulation of Rho protein signal transduction. The record is from RefSeq and is a predicted model, not a curated record. Gene Ontology annotation, cellular component: membrane. NCBI's taxonomy places the organism in Eukaryota, Metazoa, Chordata, Actinopteri, Acipenseriformes, Polyodontidae. Gene Ontology annotation, molecular function: G protein-coupled receptor activity. The transcript has a single exon. The coding region runs from base 1 to 867 and encodes 288 amino acids.
AUGGACUCCAACAACACCACGGCUCUUAGUACCAGUUUUAAACUGGAAUGUAGAGACCAUCCGGCUGGGUUUGUAUUCUGGUCAGCUAUAGAGAUUCUAACUGCCAUUCUGGGUUUGCCAGCCAAUGUGACAGUGCUGUGGAUUUUACUGAGGAAAGAAUCUGCCCUCUCCUCUUCUGAGGUGUUCAUACUGAACCUGGCUGUCAUGGAUGCUUUGUUUUGCCUCAAUACACCCGUUGAUAUAUUUAAUGAUUACUUUAUGGAUAAUCCAAUUGUUUACUUAGUAACACAUUUUGUCUAUAAUUUUAAUGUGAUAGGAGGUCCUCUGUUCCUUUGUUGUAUCUGUAUGGAGCGUUACAUGGCAGUGGUGCAUCCAGUCACCUACCUGGGGUUCAAGUCACUCACCUAUAGAGUCCUGUGCUCUGCUGUGGCUUGGGCUGUUACUGUUGCUUUAUCCAUUUAUCUGAGUAUAGCAACCUUUGAAUUAUCUACAUAUGUUGUCUCAGGCUACAUGUCUGCCUUGUUUAUUGUCAUGAUUUUCUGUAGCAUCUCCAUCCUGAGGGUCCUGAGGAGGUCUGCACCGGGGAGAGACGAGAUCCAUCCCAUGAAGAAGAAAGCCUUCCAGAUGGUUUUUACCAUUUUAAUGAUUUUCUUAGUUUCCUAUUUCCCAGCAAUAGCCAUGUUCCCAUUUGAAUCCUAUUUCAACCGUAUUAUAUUUCAAUGUUAUAUAUUGCCAGUCUGCUUUUCCUUUUUUACCCCCAGUAGCUUCAUACAGCCUUUGCUCCACCUGUCUAAUGUGGGUGCCUUGUCUUGUGUGCAGUGUCCGUGCAAUGGGGCAUGCUGUAUAGCCCUGAGCCCCACUCCAUGA